UCAGACCCGGCGCAUCAUUGGAACCUUGAAAGGUUUCCCAGGGGCUGCGCCGCGCACUUUCCGCCCUCCUGGCUCGGCCUGCAGCGAGAGCAGCGGGAGCGGCCGGGGUACCAGGGGCAACGGCGGCGGUAUGAGCUACUACCAGCUACCGGUGGUGAUCGACAACGGCUCCGGAGUGAUCAAGGCGGGCCUGGCUGGGUCCCGGGAGCCCCAGUUUGUCUACCCAAACAUUAUCGGCCGCGCUAAAGGCCGGGGCUGUGCUGCUGAGGGCGCAGGGGAGCUGUGCGUGGGCGACCAAGCGCAGGCCCGCAGAAGCUCUCUGUCCAUCAGCUACCCAGUGGAGCGUGGUCUGGUUACUUCCUGGGGAGACAUGGAAAUCAUGUGGAAACACAUCUAUGACCAUAACCUGAAGCUAAAGCCCUGUGACGGCCCAGUAUUGAUUACGGAGCCAGCACUGAACCCACUGGCCAACCGACAACAGAUCACGGAAGUGUUUUUGGAGCAUCUGGAGGUUCCUGCCUUCUAUAUGUCCACCCAGGAGGUGCUGGCUCUCUUCGCUGCUGGCUUCACAACUGGCUUUGUGAUGAAUGCAGGUGCUGGAGUUACCCAGUGUGUGCCCAUCUUUGAAGGUUACUGUCUGCCUCAUGGUGUCCAGCAGCUAAAUCUGGCAGGCCUUGACCUCACCAACUACCUCAUGAUGCUGUUGAAGGACCGUGGCAUCAUGCUACUUAGUGCUGCAGACAGAAAGAUUGUGGUGGACAUUAAGGAAACAUCUUGUUAUGUGGCAAUGAACUAUGAAGAGGAAAUGGCCAAGAAACCUGCUAGUCUAGAGAAAGUUUACCAGCUCCCUGAUGGGAAGAUGCUCAAGCUCCAUGACCAGCUCUUUCAAUGUCCAGAGGCCCUCUUCUCUCCAUCUCUCAUGAACCUUGCGACUCCUGGCAUUGAUAAGCUGUGCUUCAGCAGCAUAAUGAAAUGCGAUACAGAUCUGAGGAAUUCCUUUUUCUCCAAUAUUAUCCUCGCUGGGGGAUCAACCUUGUUCUCUGGUUUAGAAAAGCGGCUAGUUAAAGAUAUAACAAAGGUGGUGCCUGCCAAUACCCCUGUGCAAGUUAUAGCUCCCCCAGAAAGGAAAAUAUCGGUGUGGAUGGGAGGCUCUAUUCUUGCAUCCCUGUCUGCCUUCCAGGACAUGUGGAUUACUGCUGCAGAAUUUAAAGAAGUUGGACCCAACAUAAUACACCAAAGAUGCUUCUGAAUACAGAUAAAAUGGUUAGAAGAAAAUGCUUUGAAUAUGUGAGAUGGAAAACUUCAGAUAUUAUGUUUCUGGGAGAACAGAAAAUAUUUCAAUUAGUGGAACGUCCAUGUCUCUGUUGCAUUUCUGUAAUGGGAAAUAAUGGUGAAGGAGUCAAACGUUUAUUGAGUAGGACCAAAUUUAA
Molecule: messenger RNA, 1430 nt
Organism: Hipposideros armiger (great roundleaf bat)
Lineage: Eukaryota; Metazoa; Chordata; Mammalia; Chiroptera; Hipposideridae
Gene: ACTRT3
Product: actin related protein T3
Exons: 2
Coding region: 131-1249 (372 amino acids)
Source: RefSeq, a predicted model, not a curated record